GCGAAAUCCCGACCCAAUCUGUGUUUUUGUUGAUUUGUGAAGAAGCGGUUUAAGCCCUCCAUUCCAUUCCAUUGCUGAAACCAGACAAGACAGACCCAAUUUAACAUAGAAAAGAGAAGAAGUGGAAUCUUGCUUUCUCUCUCUCUCUCUCCCUCGUUUUCAUUCCAUUUUGCCCUCUUCUUCUAACACUGCGAUUACGCAUACACGCGUGUGUGUUCUCUUUCUGCUUUCAUCCAUCAUCGUAUCCAUUUCUUCUCCUCUUUUCUAUACAACCCAUUCUAGGCUUUGUUUCUUAAUCAAUUUCUCUGAUAUAAUAAUAAACUCACCUUGCCUGAGAUUUACAGGUACUCAUCAUACAACUGUUACUACUCAGGUUGCGGCAGCCUCCUGUCGAAGAUGUUGGUUUUUUGGGGUUAAAUUUAGAGUAUUUAAGAGGAUUGUUGUUUAGAACUUGUAGGUCAAGGUCUGAUGAGAAUUAUCGGGGGAAUGCAGAAAUUGAUUUUUGAUAAGAAGAUUGUAAAGUGUUGGUCAGAAUCUUUCAGCCUUGGAAUUGGCGUGGCUGUUCCUAAAGCUAGGACGCGUGAUAAGAUCAAGAAUCGGACUUUGCACCUUUGAUUUUGGGGAGUGAUUUGGGGUCAAGCUGAAGGUGAAAACAAGAUGACCCGAAUUUUGGUUCAGAGAGGGUCUUCUUCAAGCUCAUCAUCUUCGUCUAACCCAAACAGGACAGGAUCAUUACCCAAUUCUUCUUUGCCUUCUUCAUCAACUACUCCAGUACAGCAUCAGUUGCCCUCCUCUUCAACAACUACUCCGUUACCUUCUCUGAAAGAUGAUCAAAUUGAAGAGGAAGUACAACAACGGCCAUGUCUAGAUGACUCUUCUGAGGAUCCUUGCAUGAAUGCAGAUCAAGUUGCUAAAACUGAUGAUAUUUGUUUGAUAACCUAUCCCCAAGAUUCUUCUGAUGAUGGACCUGUUGAAUCCGAGAAGAUUAGGGAUGAUGAUUUGAAUUUGAAUACCAGGGAAGUGAUGAAAGAAGGUUAUGGACUGCAAAUAAAUGAGGAAGAUGUGGGCGUCAGUAAUGUCCCUGUGCAGAUUACAAGCAGUACCUCAUAUCCGCCUCCUCCUCCAGUUCCUCCUCCAAAACUUUCUCCAGUCAAUACAAGUGCCAGGUUGGGCAUGAGUGGUACUUUAAAUUCCCAAAGGAGUGGAUCGUCAAGAAGAGCAACUGCAUGGCCAGUUGUUUCAGCAAGGUCUUCGCCAAAUGGCUCCAGGCCAUCUUCCCCAAGAUCCCAUUGCGAAAAUGAGGGUUAUAAUAGUGCUGACGAGCAAGGGCCUUGCUUUGUGUCCUCAUAUAAUGAUACUGAGAGAGAGCGCCAAUUUGAAAUUGAUAUCAGGCGUGUGAAGGGGUUUGAAUUAAGGAGAAUGCUAGAGGAUGGAAAUUGUCUUUUUCGUGCUGUUGCUGAUCAGGUUUAUGGGGAUUCUGAACUUCAUGAUUUGGUUAGACAAAUGUGCAUCGAUUACAUGGAGCAAGAAAGAGACCACUUCUCUCAAUUUAUGACAGAAGGUUUUACAUCUUAUAUUCAGAGGAAAAGAAGGAAUAAGGUUUAUGGAAACAAUAUCGAGAUCCAAGCAUUGGCUGAAAUGUAUAACCGACCCAUUCACAUUUACUGCUAUAGUACAGAACCUAUCAACAUAUUUCAUGGAAGCUAUAAUACAGAUGUACCACCUAUUCGACUUAGUUUCCAUUCUGGGAAUCAUUACAAUUCACUUGUUGAUCCUCGAAGGCUGGCUAUUGGUGCUGGGCUUGGCUUUAGCUCUCUACAAGGGAGAAACAUUGAUAGGGAUCAAGUGAAAGCUGCUAUCAAAGCACAACAAGACCAACAGAUUGAUAAUGCACUUCUGGCAGAAGGACGAUUCUACUCGGAUCUUGAGCUUACAGAGAAGGAGAUGGAGCGUAUGGUAAUGGAAGCUUCUCGGGCUGAGUAUCUUACAAGUGAUAAGUUCAACCAACAAUCGAACUGGAGACAGUCUUCUACUCCUGGUGCAGAACCAUCGUCCUCCGGUGGUGCUAGGUCAUCUGGAAGUGAAACAGCAGCUAAGGUGCUUAGCAGCAGUGUGCAGAUGGUAUUGUCAAUGGGUUUCAGUUACAUGCAGGCUAUGGAGGCAUAUAGCAUAUUCGGAGAUGAUGUCGAUUCGAUGAUUUGUUAUCUGAUCGAGACUGGGAACAGCAGCCGUCAGAAAGGAAAGGCGAGGGAAUGAAUGAAUGAAUCGAUCUUGAGUUUUAAUAAAACUUGCUGUGAACUUCUUCUUAUUAGCAGAUGUAAUGUUUAGAAUGAGUAAAAUUAGAUUGCAAUAAUAUGUGUUUUACAUUCU
This is a messenger RNA of Impatiens glandulifera, 2370 nucleotides long. RefSeq names its product OVARIAN TUMOR DOMAIN-containing deubiquitinating enzyme 6. Gene Ontology annotation, molecular function: K63-linked deubiquitinase activity; cysteine-type deubiquitinase activity. Lineage: Eukaryota; Viridiplantae; Streptophyta; Magnoliopsida; Ericales; Balsaminaceae. Gene Ontology annotation, biological process: protein deubiquitination. Bases 658 to 2256 code for a protein of 532 amino acids. The transcript has 9 exons. The record is from RefSeq and is a predicted model, not a curated record.